Molecule: messenger RNA, 2238 nt
Organism: Momordica charantia (bitter melon)
Lineage: Eukaryota; Viridiplantae; Streptophyta; Magnoliopsida; Cucurbitales; Cucurbitaceae
Product: importin subunit alpha-1
Biological process (GO): protein import into nucleus
Cellular component (GO): cytoplasm
Molecular function (GO): protein binding; nuclear import signal receptor activity
Source: RefSeq, a predicted model, not a curated record
AAUAUCGUCUAUACUUGGAGAACAAACCCCAAGGUUCGGUUUCUAGGAUUUUUCAAUUAUUGUCGCUGCUAGGGUUUUUCUGUAUUCCGGCGAUCCCGAUCAUCUCUUGAAUUUCUUUCAGUAAAUUGCCAUUUUUAUCAGGGUUUUGAAUCGAGUCCUUUGAACGAGCCCAAGUCAAUCAACGAAGAAACCAUGUCGUUGAGGCCAACUGCGAGAACCGAGGUUCGUCGGAACCGUUAUAAGGUCUCCGUCGACGCCGAAGAGGGCCGCCGCCGGCGGGAAGAUAACAUGGUGGAGAUCAGGAAGAGUAAACGCGAAGAGAGCCUGCAGAAGAAGCGAAGGGAAGGCCUUCAAGCACAGCAGUUUCCUUCUGCGGUUCACACUUCCACUGUCGAGAAGAAGUUGGAGAGCCUUCCGUCUAUGGUUGCGGGGGUCUGGUCUGAUAAUAGUAAUUUGCAGUUGGAGGCAACAACUCAGUUUCGGAAAUUACUUUCGAUUGAAAGAAGCCCUCCAAUUGAGGAGGUUAUUCAAUCUGGAGUUGUUCCACGCUUUGUAGAAUUUCUUGUGAGGGAGGAUUUCCCUCAACUUCAGUUUGAGGCUGCUUGGGCACUCACAAAUAUAGCAUCUGGAACCUCAGAACACACGAAGGUGGUUAUAGAUCAUGGUGCAGUACCCAUUUUUGUUACGCUACUUGGUUCUCCUAGUGAUGAUGUCCGAGAGCAGGCUGUUUGGGCCUUGGGGAAUGUUGCUGGAGAUUCACCUACAUGUCGUGAUCUUGUCCUCCGCCAUGGAGCUUUGAUUCCACUUCUUUCUCAGUUGAACGAGCAUGCUAAGCUUUCAAUGCUGAGAAAUGCAACCUGGACGCUUUCAAACUUCUGCAGGGGCAAGCCACAGCCUCCAUUUGAUCAGGUAAAGCCGGCUCUUCCAGCUCUUGAGCGUCUAGUUCAUUCGAAUGAUGAAGAAGUUCUUACAGAUGCCUGCUGGGCACUUUCUUAUCUAUCUGACGGUACUAACGAUAAAAUUCAAGCCGUGAUUGAAGCAGGAGUGUGCGGACGACUUGUACAGUUGUUAUUGCAUCCUUCCCCAUCAGUUCUCAUUCCUGCCCUUCGCACUGUUGGGAACAUCGUGACAGGAGACGACAUUCAAACCCAGUGUAUUAUUAAUGAUGGUGCCCUCCCUUGCCUUUUGAGCUUGUUGACUCACACUCAUAAAAAGAGUAUCAAGAAAGAAGCUUGCUGGACGAUAUCCAACAUUACUGCCGGAAACAAGGAACAGAUUCAGGCCGUCGUGGAAGCCGGUUUGAUACCUCCACUAAUUAAUUUGCUUCAAAAUGCUGAGUUUGAUAUAAAGAAAGAGGCUGCUUGGGCGAUUUCAAAUGCAACAUCUGGUGGUACUCAUGAGCAAAUUAAGUACCUUGUCAGCCAAGGGUGCAUCAAACCAUUGUGCGAUCUUCUUGUAUGCCCAGAUCCAAGAAUUGUUACAGUUUGUUUAGAGGGGCUAGAGAACAUUUUGAAGGUCGGAGAAGCUGAAAAGAAUUUGGGUUCCAGUGGAGAAGUUAAUCUAUAUGCACAGAUGAUUGAUGAUGCUGAGGGUUUAGAAAAGAUUGAGAAUCUCCAGAGUCAUGACAACAAUGAGAUCUAUGAGAAGGCUGUCAAAAUACUCGAGACAUAUUGGUUGGAGGAAGAGGACGAGGCAUUGGCCACAACCGAUGGUGGUGCCCAGCCUGGUUUCCGUUUUGGUGGAAACGAACUUCCAGUUCCUUCUGGUGGAUUCAACUUUAGUUGAAGCCUUGAAGGAUAUGGGCUUUUGGUGAUGAAGGGAGAGUAGUACUUGUGUUGGAUCACAAGCUUAUGUGUCGGAGUCAGGGCAUCUUAAUUCAUCAAAGGUGAAACGGUGGGUCGUUUUGACGUUGUUGUUAUCGUAUCCGUGUUCACAAAAAUAUCUGCAUUUGUACCAUGUAAUAAUAAUAUGCGCAAGUGGGCAUAUAGUUGCAUCAUAGGCAUUUGAUUUGUACUUAGUUUGGGGAUGGGUCUUGGUAGCAGCUAGCAGCAGGGUGUUCUUUCAUUUCGGCAUAUUGAGUCUGUUAUUAUUAUUAUUUUUUUUUACCAUUAUUAGGUCAUUCGUCAUUGUUGUUUUUUUACUGGCAAUUGCUUCGGAGUCGGGAUUUGUUUUGACUUAUCGAGUGAAUAUUAUAUUACAGUAUUUUUAUUAUAAACUUAUUUUUAUACUUGUAUCUUA